CCAACAUUCCGCCCCCACGUAAAAAAUCGCGUCCACCGUCCAGCGUCUCCACCGUGCCCCUACACCGUGCCCCACCGCCAAGCUCACCUCACCUCUCUACCACCCGCACCCGCACCACUCCACGACCACAGCAAAAUGAAGCUCCUAACAACCAACUACCUAACCUGCGCGAUCAAGGCCUGCCGCACCUCGCCGCUAUCGUUCCCGCUGCACUUCAAGGAUGCCGAGCUAGUGCAGGAAACGCUCGAGGCGAACCCGACGUUCAUCCGCAACAUCCUGCCGCGGAUCGAGUGGCCUGCGCUGGUGACUACUGCUACCGAGCUCGGCUUCACGACGUUGCCGCCCACGAAGCCCGAGGGGGACGAGUUGACGGAUGAGCUGGUCGCGGAACUGCACACGCUGCUUGUGGAGACGCAGGUUAUUAGUGGGAAGUUGGUGUGCGGCGCUUGCGGGCAUGAGUACAACAUCCACGAGGGCAUCGCGAAUUUUUUGUUGCCAAAUCAUUUGGUCUAGGAGUAGGAAUAAAAAACGUUUACUGUGACAAUUUCACGAACUGCUAUAUGCACGCACACGCAUGCGCGAUUA
Molecule: messenger RNA, 585 nt
Organism: Tricharina praecox
Lineage: Eukaryota; Fungi; Ascomycota; Pezizomycetes; Pezizales; Pyronemataceae
Product: adoMet-dependent tRNA methyltransferase complex subunit Trm112
Exons: 4
Coding region: 136-513 (125 amino acids)
Biological process (GO): rRNA (guanine-N7)-methylation; tRNA methylation; peptidyl-glutamine methylation
Molecular function (GO): protein heterodimerization activity
Source: RefSeq, a predicted model, not a curated record